Molecule: messenger RNA, 856 nt
Organism: Ixodes scapularis (black-legged tick)
Lineage: Eukaryota; Metazoa; Arthropoda; Arachnida; Ixodida; Ixodidae
Gene: MED19
Product: mediator of RNA polymerase II transcription subunit 19
Exons: 6
Coding region: 30-752 (240 amino acids)
Biological process (GO): positive regulation of transcription by RNA polymerase II
Cellular component (GO): mediator complex
Molecular function (GO): transcription factor binding; transcription coregulator activity
Source: RefSeq, a predicted model, not a curated record
AAUGACGGGAAACAACAUGGCAGGCGACAAUGGCUGAUGUAGUGCGUCGGACGGACCAGUAUUCCCCAAAAUCGAGCCCUCGCGGGUCUCGUUCACCGGUUGUGUCUCGCCAGGACACAACCGGGACGCUCAAGACGACGAUAUCACUCGGCAAGACUCCGGCCAUCGUCCACAGCGGCCCCUUUUAUCUCAUGAAAGAGCCCCCCAAAAGCGAACUCACCGGUGCCACCAACCUGAUGGUCUCAUAUGGCCUGGAGCAUUCCUACAACAAGUUCAGCGGCCGGAAGGUCAAGGACCAGCUGAGUGCCUUCCUGCCCAACCUGCCCGGAAACAUUGAUGCACCCGGCGACCAGGACAACAGCUCCCUACGGUCCCUGAUCGAGAAGCCCCCGGUGGGAGGAAAGGAGUUGCUCGCGCUGUCGGGAGCGCAGCUCGUCGGCUUCCGGCUUCAUCCCGGACCGUUGCCGGAGCAGUACCGCAUGAUGAGUCAGCAACCGCAGCGGAAGAAACACAAGCACAAGAAGCACAAGCACAAGAUGGGCGACACUCCCAACCACGAAUCUCAGCAGCAAGAAAAUGCAUCGGACGCGUCACACGAAAAGAAGCACAAAAAGCAGAAGCGGCACGACGAAGAGAAGGAGCGCAAGAAAAAGAAGAAAGAGAAGAAAAAGAAGAAGAAACACAGUCCCGAGGCCACACCAGCCAACCCGGGCAACCCGGCCCUCCCCAACGGAGCCCAGAGGGUCAUGUGACACCCCGCAAGGACGUCGUCGUCCCCUCCUCCUCACCCCUACUCCAUCCCGGCCCUUGGGGGCAGUAGAGAAAUGUAUCAACAAAGAAUGAGUCUAGAUGAUCA